Molecule: messenger RNA, 558 nt
Organism: Lactuca saligna
Lineage: Eukaryota; Viridiplantae; Streptophyta; Magnoliopsida; Asterales; Asteraceae
Source: the annotation of a GenBank genome assembly
AUGCGAUGCAGGUAUAGACGGAGAGGACGUAAGGUGUUGACCAGCUAUAGAAAAGUUCCUAUUCGGUCAAAGGGAGCACAACGGAGCUGGCUCCAAAUUGUGGCUUUGAGGAGCUGCUUGCCGUUUGGAGGGCGUAUCCCCACAGGAGAGGCUCUUAAAAACAAGGGAGUUAAUAUUGGCUCUUCUUGUUGUCCUAUGUGCAAAGUUGAAAGUGAGACUGAUGAUCACAUCUUAGUAUCUUGCCCGUUUGCUAAAGAGGUGCUGAUAUGGAUCUUUAAAUGCUGUAACAUUCCCCUUCCUUCAGCCUCUAAGGUAGAAGAGCUUAUCAACUUCGCCUGCUUUGUAGGGCAAUUGUCCGAAGAAAAAGAAAUUAUAUCUCACCAUUACGGGUUCCUAUGGCUUAUAUGGAAGAAAAGCCCUAUAAAGCCUUGCACCGACCGACAUAUUCAUGUAAGCGACGGGAUCUUAAUCAAUACAACCUUCUUCAUCGCAGUCGAAUUCACUGUUCCUCUUUUCCGAAUUACAGAAGAAUGUCACAUAAUUUAUGUGAAGAGUUAG